AUGCUAUCCCCAGAUCAAGAAUUCUCCGGGGAUGGUAUUGGAGCCAUUUCUUCAAUCCCUUACCACACUGUCUUCCGUGCCGUGAAAAGAUUCUUCAUCGUCAAGUGGACCCAUGAACGCAUCAAAGCCAUCGUGGGACAAAUCAACACUUAUGUCUUCAACAAUGUUGCUCAGGCAGAGGAGGACUAUACCUCAGGCCAGCCUAAAGACAUGGUUGAUUGUGUCAUGGCAGCAUUGGACAAUUCAGAUAGCAGUUUGGAUGAAGACCCCAUUGGCCCUGACAGCCUUCAUGUGCACUAUCCUACCAUUGUUGAACCAAGUUCUUUGACUGCAUCCUCAGGCUCAAAUACUGUUGCGGUAGCUUCUCCCCUGCAACAUGAACCCCCCCUGCCUUCUGAUGUCAUGCCAUCAAUCUCAACUCAGGGUGCGGUACUCAAUCCUGGAUCAAGUGCUACAAGUUCAGAGUCUGCCUUAGCUGCUACAGUGACAGCAGCACCCCAUCUGAAGCCAGCUAUUGAAAGCUCAGUGGCUGUCACUAUGAAGUCCAACAAGGGACGUCGGGGAAAAGAUCAGAAGGCUGAUUUAAAUGGGCAAGAUGUUCGCCGUUCCUCUUGUCAUACCAUCUCUACUAAAUAG
Molecule: messenger RNA, 636 nt
Organism: Suillus discolor
Lineage: Eukaryota; Fungi; Basidiomycota; Agaricomycetes; Boletales; Suillaceae
Exons: 1
Coding region: 1-636 (211 amino acids)
Source: RefSeq, a predicted model, not a curated record